Podospora anserina S mat+ is the source of this 528-nucleotide messenger RNA. RefSeq lists its product as uncharacterized. Lineage: Eukaryota; Fungi; Ascomycota; Sordariomycetes; Sordariales; Podosporaceae. The record is from RefSeq and is a predicted model, not a curated record. The transcript has a single exon. Bases 1 to 528 code for a protein of 175 amino acids.
AUGGCAACCUUCAACCUCUCCUACACCGCCCCAAUAAACCCCCCCGGCGCCUCCCCAGUCCUCACCCAGUCUCAAAUCUGGGAGUGCAUCAAGCGCAAAGUCCGACACGCAGAACAUUUCGUGCCAGCAAUCACCAAGACCGAGAUCCUUUCCGAGUCCAAAGAAGGAGAAACAGUCGUCUCCCUCAAGCGACGCAUAACAUUUGCUCCCGGCGGCCACCCCGCCGGCGCCGAGAACGCCGUCGAAACAUGCCACUUUUUUGAGCCAUGCCGUGUUGACUUUGUGGGCGCAGACGGAAGCGCAAUCAUCAACGCUGUGAGCCGGGGCCCUGGUGUUGAAGCUCAGGAUUUGAACUACACUUAUAUUUUUGAGUGGCGACAUCCCGAGUUGGAAGCGGGCAGUGAAGAGGCAGCGAAACAGAGGGAGGCUGAUUGGGCGGUGAGUGCCCUCCUGGACGGGUUGUCUGUGAUCAGAGGGUGCAGGGUUGCUAACAAACAUUGGCGGAUAGACCACUCAGCUGGCUGUUAA